AUGUCUCAGAAAAGUGUUGAACCACGGGUGGCGUUGAUACCAACACCUUCGCUGGAUCCCAAGAGCCAUGGUGCUGUACGAGCUGCGGUCGAGAUGACGCUCGUCCACAACUGCUUGAUCCGCGCAGUCAACAGCAUCUAUUACCAUGCGCCGUAUGUCACCACGACCAAGGACAUUCGCGAUUUCCUCCAUUUUUGCGCCAUCUUCGUCGAGGUCACGCUGCAUCAUCACGAUGGUGAGGAGACCUACAUAUUCCCACCCUGGGCAGAACAAACGAAUUGUCCUGCACUCUUGAAGGAGAAUCACGCUGAACACAGGCUGUUCCAUCAUGGCUUCGAACAGCUUAGCCGAUAUGCCAAGACCACCGACCCAUCGGCCUACAAGAGCGAAGAUCUCCUGGCCAUCUUGGAGGACUUCACGGAUCCACUUGCUGCGCACCUGACGAACGAGAUUGACAGUAUUCUCCGCAUGCAGGAGUACAGCUCGGAAGUCGCCAAGAAGAUCUUCAAGGAGGGUGUCCAAAAGUCGAUGGAGGGUGCGGACAAGGCUGAUCACCUGCCUUUCUUGUUCGGUACGCACGACAAGACGUUCGAGGGUGGCAAGCACUACUUCCCUCCCGUCGGAUUUCUUCUGAACGCUGCCUUAAUGUUUUGGUAUGGAAGCAAAAAUGCUGGGGCGUGGAGGUUCUGCCCGUCAGAUCUGUAUUCCCGACCACGGAAGCCUACGCUUGGACCGAAUGCUGCAUAG
This is a messenger RNA of Cyphellophora attinorum, 747 nucleotides long. RefSeq lists its product as uncharacterized. The coding region runs from base 1 to 747 and encodes 248 amino acids. The transcript has 2 exons. The record is from RefSeq and is a predicted model, not a curated record. NCBI's taxonomy places the organism in Eukaryota, Fungi, Ascomycota, Eurotiomycetes, Chaetothyriales, Cyphellophoraceae.